AUGCUGGGCAACAGAACGUCAGCUCACGCGAUAAAACGCAGCGCAUGUGCCUUAUCGUGGAUUACUCGACGUGUUUCACCUGCAGGAUCCGCACAGCCUGCCAAACGUGUCUCGCUGCCAUGUGCUUGUGCCAGAGAGCCUGGUGUAUCCAAAAUAGUAGCCUGUGUCUGGUUUGCAGUGCUAAAACAAGCGGCCGCUUUGGUUGUGGUUGCAAAUACGAUGCAUGCAGCUGAUCAGCAAGCCGUCAGAGGAAGCGGCAGUAACAAGCUGUACCCUUAUCACGACAUCGCCACGCCGACACGGAAACGACUCGUCUUUCCUGGCAAAUGGUCGUCGGGUCAACAUAUCUGGUAUUCAAGAGUAAUUGCAGCCAGUCCAACGCAGCAGGCGGCCGUGCAAGAGUCUCAGGCAUCCCGUGACGGACGGGAUGAUGAGAACGUGCGAUUGAGCGAUUUGCUCGCACUGGCACUCGCACCAAGCGGUGGCGCCAAGGCCGGUACCGAAGCGAGUCGCGUAGCAGCGCUUGUUCGGCGAUCUAUGGCUCCAGUAUCCCUUUCACGGAGCGAUCGGCCUUAG
Messenger RNA from Bipolaris victoriae FI3, 576 nucleotides. RefSeq lists its product as hypothetical. The coding region runs from base 1 to 576 and encodes 191 amino acids. The transcript is spliced from 4 exons. The record is from RefSeq and is a predicted model, not a curated record. NCBI's taxonomy places the organism in Eukaryota, Fungi, Ascomycota, Dothideomycetes, Pleosporales, Pleosporaceae.